CUAUUGUAAUCGGCCGCUCGCGCCACUACUUUCUGGUCAUCUUGUCGUUCCUUAUAGUAUAAUACCGUAAACCCACCACUCCCCCGUCUUUGAACUCAGGCCCAGCGCAGCUGUAAUCGAUACCCUGAUUUCCGACCAAACGCGACACGAUGGACCACGCACACAUGGAUCACUCACAGAUGGACCACAGCGGUAUGGACCACGGCGAUAUGGACCACGGAGGACACGGCGGCAUGACUGACAUGUGCAACAUGAACAUGCUCUUCACCUGGGACUCGACGAACCUUUGCAUCGUCUUCCGCAGCUGGCACGUCCGGGGCACGGCAUCCCUGGUCUUCUCGCUCCUGGCCAUUGUGGCCAUCUGCGUUGGCUACGAGGCCGUGCGCGAGGCCACUCGUCGAUACGAAUCAUGGGCGGACAAGAGACAAGAAACAGCCCCUCGACGCAACCAGGUUGAAGUGAGCAAGCGAGCGCACGUUAUCAAGGCCACGCUGUACGCAGUGCAAUGCUUUUACGCUUUCAUGAUGAUGCUGCUUUUCAUGACCUACAAUGGCUGGGUCAUGCUGGCUGUUUUCGUCGGCAACUUCAUUGGAUAUAUCAUGUUCGGCAACUCUACCAAGGCGACUAAGGAGACGGCUUGCCAUUAGAAACACGAACAUCAGGGAGGAGGAAGUUUGCAGAGCGACUCAUCAGAAGUAUUUGCGCAAGCGUAGUUGGGUAAGGUGGUUGUUGCAGUAAUUAGCG
Messenger RNA from Truncatella angustata, 744 nucleotides. RefSeq names its product ctr copper transporter family protein-like protein. NCBI's taxonomy places the organism in Eukaryota, Fungi, Ascomycota, Sordariomycetes, Amphisphaeriales, Sporocadaceae. Gene Ontology annotation, molecular function: copper ion transmembrane transporter activity. The transcript is spliced from 4 exons. Gene Ontology annotation, cellular component: membrane. Bases 150 to 647 code for a protein of 165 amino acids. Gene Ontology annotation, biological process: copper ion transmembrane transport. The record is from RefSeq and is a predicted model, not a curated record.